Messenger RNA from Talpa occidentalis (Iberian mole), 6506 nucleotides. RefSeq names its product tetratricopeptide repeat domain 6 (gene TTC6). Gene Ontology annotation, molecular function: protein binding. Lineage: Eukaryota; Metazoa; Chordata; Mammalia; Eulipotyphla; Talpidae. The record is from RefSeq and is a predicted model, not a curated record.
GCCAGUAAAGCGGGUGGGUGCGGCUGGGCUGCCCAGCCCCGGGAAAGCUGGUUGGAUACACUGCCUGGGGCAGCUGCACCAACCUCCGCGCCGCCACCACCGGACUGGAAGUAGAGUUGUCCCCACCGCCAGAACAAAUUAGUUAAGAUGUCCACAGUUCGGAAGCACUUUGGACUAAAAGGAACAGAAGAAUCGUACAUCUUUAAAGAGCUUGAGAAGAUUCGCCGGGAAAAUAAAAAGGAUUUUCUCCAAUUCAAGCAGAAGUUGCUCUCCAGGCCCACUGUGGAUGAAAGCCCAGUCUUUGGCCUCCAGGCCAGGCCGGGGGAGAUGGAGGGCCUUUCUCCUCUUGGGCCCCAGAAGCCAUCAAGGUCCCCUGGGGGUCGAGGCCCUGAGGCUUCUGCGGCGGCCCUCGCGCAGCUGGCGCGGGAAGGCACAGCGCACCUCCGGGGGGCGAGCGGGGCGGCCGCUCCGGGGAAGCCUCGCCACUUUCGCCCCCAGGACUUCUACUUGCGGAGCUCCGCGUUCCUGCGGCAUCGGCCCCACAAGAAGCCGCCGGUCAUCGCCUCCAACGCCGGCACCACCAAAUCCGUGGUCCUGAUGCCGCCGCCUGCGCCGGGGGAGGCCCGGGGUCCGCUGGCGCUCCCCGCGCCCGCGCCCCGCGGCCGUCCGGCCCCCCUCCACCGGGCCCGGGAGAAGGAGGCUGCGCCCGCCGAGCCCAGAAAGGUCAAAGAGAAGAGCAGCUCCUACCCCAGCGAGGAGCGGGACUGGAGGGGGGCCAGCCCGCGGAGGAGCCCCGGGAGGGCGCGCACGAGUUUCGCGCGCCAGGCCCCUGCGGCCGGCGAGGCCCGGGAAGGUGCAGCCUCAGGUCCCAGAACAGGCCCGAGGAGCGUCGCGCCCGGCGACUCGCUGGAGCCUGGCGCGCGAAUGGCCUCCUCGCGGCUCACGCUGCCGCCGCUGGGGCUGGUGAUCACCAUGUCCCUGGAGGAGAUCAUCGCCCUGCUGCAGUCUGAGGCUCAGCUGGCGUCAGACCAGACCAUGAAGGAGCUCAUCCAGCGCGUGCUCGGCCAGAGCUACGACAUGAAGAUGGAGGAUAUUGCUUUAAUGGGAAAAAUUGGCUCUCGGAAAACACCUCAAGAGCCAGCAGAGCAGGGAUUACAGAUAAGAGUUGAAGAAGCUCAAAUGGAAGCGCUGGAUGAACUUCCUGAAGUUGUAUCAAGUCUUUCACAGAUUGAACAAGAGGAUAUAUCAGAAUGGGGAAUCUCAGAUGGAGAAAGCAUGGUGUUUAAAACUCAGGAAACUUUGGAAGUGAAGCCAGUUGAUCAAUCAAGUAAACCUUUGGAAGAUAAAGAACCUGAAAAAGGUUCAAAAGCAGCCAAAAGGCUAUCUUUAAAGGGAGAAUCAUCUGAAAAUAUCCAAAUCAGAGGAAAAGAAAUUAAGCACAUGCUAACAAAUAAAUUAAAAGUUCCACAAGGCCGAACAAAGUCUUCAAAACCACUGCAGGAUCAAAAACAACCUACAAAAAAAAUUCCGCAAGACUACUCCAUCCGCAACCUUCAUCACCUGUGCACCACCGUCCCAGCCAAGAAGCUGCCCAUUGACUUGUGCCUGGCUUCUCGAAUAUACCAUACAGUCAACAAGAAAGGCCACAAAACAGUAGUGGAAGCAUUUGGAACCUCUUUUUUAAAUGAUCUCUAUACAGAUGAAGAACAAAAAAAUAAAAUACUGCAAGGAAUUCCUGUUAUGCGUGACGAUCAACAGAAUGUUGCCUUCUUUCCAGCAACACCAUUGCUGCCUCCUGAAAUGGCAGAAAGAACUAGACAGCACACAUGCAAACCAAACCUACAAAUCUUGGGAGAAGAAGUGUCUUCUUAUCCAGGAUGUACAAAGUUGUUUUGGAAUAUAACUCCACCCAAAUUCUCUGUUCCAGUAUCUAUCAUGAAGGAAACUGUAUAUCCAAAUUAUGAGAGUGUUCAAUCAAGCAGAAUUUUAAUUGACAGAUUAUCAUGUGAAAGCGAGGAAAGUGUCAUUACUUUAAGUCAGCGUAGGAUAAGUUCUAGGGCUUUCUUCCUAAGAAAAGCUGCAUCAUUUGAAAAUAUCCAACAUUUCAAUACACAGCCUCCGUGGUUAAAGAGAGUAAAAUCUACAGUUGAGUUGUGGAGGGAGGAGGCUCCCACAACAAAGUUUGAGAUCAAGAAUGAUGUGAACACCAACAUGGAAGAGGUGUUGUUUCAGAAAUCAAAGGCGUUGGAGUGGCAGAGCAUUACUGAGCAAAAGGAAACUGAGGAAUCCAGCUCUGUGCGAGAGAGUAUCGAUACCAUCUUAGAUAAUAUGCAGCACAGACACAGUUUUAGAAAUCUCUCUCUCUCUCUCAUUGAAGCAUCCAAACAAGCUGGCAUUACUUACAUUGUUUAUCCCAAGAAAAGGAAGAUGAAGUGGAGAAAAAGAAUGAAAUUUCAGAAACUUACAAUGGUGUAUGAAGAAUUAGCCAAGCCUCCAAAAAUUAUUGAAAGAUCAAUGUCUCAUGGAAUCCUCCCUGAACAGAAGAAAUAUUUGCUUAAACUUCCAUUAUAUGAACGUCUGUAUCGAUGCCCCAGCCUACCUAAGAAAUUAGAUUUUGACAAAUUUGUUGAAAGCAUGGGAGGAAAUAAAGAAGAUACUGACCUUAGGACAUGGGCUCUUGGUUUAUUUACUAAAUAUAAACAUCAGAAAUCCACCAAAAAUAAAGUUGUUAAGAUAGCUGUUUCUGGAGGCCAGUCUGAAGAAGUGAAAAAACCAGCAAACCUGAAACUGAGUGAUUCUUUGCAGUCUGAACUUCCUCCAGAGGUCCUUCAACAUUAUAUAUCCGAAGUGGAGAUCUUGACUCAAGAAAUAAAUAAUAAGGAAGUAUAUCCUGCAUUUUCAUAUUGUAGGCGUGGAGCUAUUUAUAGGAAACUGGGAAUGUUAAAGAGUGCCAUGAAUGAUCUACAAGAAGCUAUACACUUGGAACCAUUGUUUCUCAAUGCCUAUUGGCACCGACAUUUCAUUUAUCUUUUCCAAGACAAAAUUAAUGAAGCAUUGGAUGACCUCAAUUAUAUAAAUAAAUGUAAUAAAAAUAAUGCAGAGGCAUAUUUGUCAAAGGCAGAAAUUUUCAGGAGGAAAAAUGAGAAUACCUUGGCAAUUCUCAACUACACCCAGGCAAUUAAGUGUAAGCCAAGCGAUGCUGACAUAUAUUUCAGGAGGGGUGAAAUGUAUGAAAUAGAAAACAAGGUACUGGCCAUUGAUGACUUUUCUAAGUGUAUUUUUUAUGAUCCCCAAAGAACAGAUGCAUUAUUGAAACGUGGGAUAUUUUACUAUGAAAAUGAAAACUGGAUUCCAGCCAUACAAGACUUUACAGCAUUGUUAAGGAUAAAUCCACAAAAUUCUCAAGCAAGGACAUACCGGGGUAGAGCAUAUUGUAAACGGCAUUUUUAUAAACUAGCAGCUCAAGAUUUUUCGUUUGCAAUUCACUUCGAUCCUAAUAACUGGUUAGCAUUGUAUUAUAGGGCCUGCUUAUUUAGAAAGAGUAACCCUUUUAGAGCGCUACAGGAUUAUAGUGUUUCAGUUCUCUUAAAUGAUGGUUAUGAGAAUGUUUCUUCUUUUCUACAUCGGGGCAUAUUAUAUACAGAUCUAAAACUUUGGAUGCUGGCAAUUUGCGACUUUGAAACUGUUAUUUCUCUAGAAAGAACAAUUAUUUUGGCGUAUAUCAAUAUUGGUCUCAUAAAUAUGUUAUACCUGGAUAACUAUGUUGAAGCCAUUUUUCAGUUUUCCACAGCUAUUAGACUUGAUCCUUUAUAUAUGCAGAGCUAUAUUUGUCGAGCAGAAUCUUAUUAUAAGUUACAUAGGCUAAAACAGGCAGUAAGGGAGUUAUCUCGGGCCAUCCACCUUCAACCAGAUGGAAUCCAAUUAUACAUAUUAAGAGGACAAUAUCUUCUUAUGAUGAAAAGGUACGAUCUUGCAAAGUUCACUAUUUAUCAAGUAGCAGCAAUGAACAAAGAUUCCAUUGGGUUGAGUCCUAUACAGGAAUCACUCAUUUAUUCAUUUUGUGAAAAACAUGACAAAGCCAUUCAGAUCUUGGAAGGGGUGAUUUUACAAAAGCCGGAGAUAACCAUGUACACUCUUUUAGCAAAAGCCCAAAUGAAGGCCAAGAAAAACAAGGAAGCUGUGAAAACAUUUAAAAAGGCUUUGGAAGUGUUUUCUCAUUCCGAUAAAGGGCCAAGUGCUGUAGCAGCUUCAGCAGACUGUCUGUAUUACCUGGGUCUUUGUUACCUGGAGGAUGGCAACACGCAACUGGCUUUUGAUUCAUUUACACAAGCUGUGAAAGCAAAUCCUGGAUUUGCUGAAGGCUUUUAUCAACGUGGGAUUUGUAAAGUAAAACUCCAAAAGGAUGGCUCAAUCCUGGAUUUUAAUCAUGCACUUGCCAUUGAUCCAAAUCAUUACCAGGCAUAUUUAAGUCGAGUGGCCUUCUAUGGUUUGCAAGGCAGAUACUCCAAAGCAAUCUUGAAUUGUAAUGAGGCCAUCAAAAUUUAUCCCCGGAGUGUGCGUGCUUUUAUCUACAGAGGAGUUCUGAAGUACUACAACAAGACUUAUAAGCUAGCAAUUAUAGAUCUAACUACAGCUGUCAACAUGGACAAGACCAGUUACAUAGCAUAUUAUAACAGAGCAUUAUGUUACACCAAGAUAAAUGAAAUUCAAAUGGCAUUAAAAGAUUAUGGAAUUGUGCUUCUUCUUAAUGCUAGAGAAAAUGUGACAUUAAACACCUUCAUUAAUCGUGGACUCAUCUAUGCAGAACUAGAGCAGUACAGUUUUGCAUUAGAGGAUUUUAAACAAGCUACACUGAUGAAGACGUGUGUGAAUCUUUGCCAAGCCACUGCCAUAUGCCAUCACAGAAUUAAAGAGUUUGAAGAUGCUGUUAAUUUCUUCACCCGGGCUCUUAAAAUUGACCCAUGUUUUCUGGAUGCUUACGUUGGACGGGGAAAUUCUUACAUGGAAUAUGGUCACGACGAAGCCACCAAGCAGGCACAGAAGGACUUUCUGAAAGCAUUGCAUUUUAAUCCGACGUACACAAAAGCCAGAAUUAGUUUAGGCUAUAAUUUGCAGGCUCAAGGAAAAUUCCAGAAGGCUUGGAACCAUUUUACCAUUGCCAUAGAACUUGAUCCAAAGAGCUACCUAGCCUAUGAAGGAAGAGCUGUGGUCUGCCUCCAGAUGCGUGAUUAUUUUGCUGCAAUUCAGGAUAUAAAUGCUGCCAUAAAGAUCAAUACUACAGCAGAAUUCUUAACAAAUCGUGGUGUGAUUCAUGAGUUUAUGGGUCAACAACAGAAUGCAAUGAAAGACUAUCAAGGGGCAAUUUCUUUAAACCCCACGUACUCGCUGGCUUACUUUAAUGCAGGAAAUAUCUACUUUCACCACAGGCAGUUUUCCCAGGCCAGCAACUACUUCUCAAAGGCUUUAAAAUUUGAUCCAGAAAAUGGAUACAUAGCCAUGAAUCAAGCUAUUUCAAAUACAGUAUUAAAGAAAUAUGAAAAAGCAAAAGAAGAUUUUGAACGUGUAGUUGAAACCUGUCCCUUUUGGUCUGCAGCAUAUUUUAACAGAGCACAAUUCUACUGUUGCUUAAAGCAAUAUGCACUAGCUGAAGAAGACCUUAACAAAGCCCUGUCUUUGAAACCCAAUGAUGCUCUAGUAUAUAAUCUUAGAGCACAAGUUCGUGGUAAAAUAGGUCUGAUUAAAGAAGCCGUGACUGACUAUAACCAAGCACUUGACCUUCAAGAAUUUGCCUCACAUGGACUGUAGUUUCCAGUGUGGUUUACACACCUUCCAGAAAUUGAAAUGCAUUGUUGUUUAAAAGUUUGCACUAUCUUCAUUAUUGUAUUCAUUGUUUUAUCUUUAAUAGCCCUCUAAUGCAUUUUAACAACAUAUUUGAGUUAUAUAUGAGUUAUAAAACUUUUAGAUCCUUUUCUGCUUAUUUGGAAUAACUAAUAUUUGCAUUUCUUAAUGGGAUGCUGAAUUUAAUGGAAUAUUUCUUAAAAGAUAUUAACACAAAACUUUCUUUAAAGUCAAAUGAUAGCAUUUGAAAUGAUGCUGCUGAUAAUAAUUGCAGAAAAGUGUCUGAUCUUUUCAUCAAUAUCUAUACAUAAUGUAUGCACAGUGUCCAGAUUUAACACAAUAAAUAUGGAGUUGAUGACUAUAAAGAAGUUUAAGUCCAGUAUAUUUCCUGUCUUUUUAAAACCUUGUAUAUACAAACCUGUGUUCUUCCUGGUGCUUAUUAUCUUCCAACAUAUAAACACGUUUCUCUUUUAUGCAAUGCCUUCUCUCCAGGACAGCACCCAUAAAAAUUUUGCACAUCCCAUUUGGUCUAUGCCUUGUGGCUAUGGGUAGCAGAUAAUUAAACUUGAAAGUUAUGACUGUAAUAAUCAUGUUUUUUCACUUACUUUAAGCAAGAUACGCUGUUGCAUGCUUCAUAGACAUUGCUUUCUCAAUAACCUCUUGAGGUA